Molecule: messenger RNA, 7678 nt
Organism: Dermacentor albipictus
Lineage: Eukaryota; Metazoa; Arthropoda; Arachnida; Ixodida; Ixodidae
Product: metallo-beta-lactamase domain-containing protein 1
Source: RefSeq, a predicted model, not a curated record
AUGGGAAAACUCUAAAUGUUUUGAACACGUUUAAAACAUUGCUUGCAAUCAGCAUUUAAAAUAAUUCGCACGUGACGUGAUGUUUAGAUUAUAAUAUUGGGCAAUUAUAAUCCGCAACGUAAAAUAAAAUCCUGUCAAAACACGGUCGCCGCGACGCCAACGACGCGUCAAUCUCGCCUGUCUUGUUCGGAAAGGGUUAGGCCGAAACCACAACGAAUGUAUUACUAGUGGCCGCGUGUACCCUGCACGGUCUGCUCCUUUUGUGAACCGCGAGACAAGUUCGCGUUGCUGCGUUGAACUCUAUUAACAUCGCUGACCUCGAUUCAAAUAGCCUUUGAGCGUCCAUAGCAGUCAAGCGACCGAGCGGAGACGAGAGAUGCGAAGCGCCUGCCGUAAAGAAGCGGCUCACCCCGCGAUCGCUAUCAAGGAUCCUGUCAAGGAAGCGUUAGUGAGCGAGUCUGGGAGUUGCGGAAGAUCUCCCGUCGUCGAUUUUUUCGUCUCUGCUUGGGAGAGACAGCCGAAAAUGGACUAUGACAUAAACGUCAUAAAGGAAGGAUACUCGUUGUUGAGCAAUGAUAGACGCACCAUGGUAGCUAAUGGGACAUCCACCCUCGUACGUGGACCUGGCUUCAAUAUCAUUGUGGAUACACUGUCUGCUUGGGACAAGGACUUCCUUGUGGAAAGUCUCGCAAGGCUCGGUGUGUCCUGUGAUGAAAUCAACUAUGUGGUCUGCACCCAUGGUCAUUCGGACCAUGUCGGAAACCUAAAUCUGUUCCAGAGGGCCACCCACAUCAUUGGCACCACAGUGUCCAGUGGAGACGUGUACCAGCUGUGCACAUUUGAAAACGACGAACCUUAUAGGAUUGCAACUGAUGUCCAAAUCAUUCCCACACCAGGCCACACCUUGACUGAUGUCAGCGUCGUGGUGAAAACAGCAAAGCUGGGCACAGUGGCCAUAACAGGCGACCUGUUUGAGAAGGAGGAAGACAUUGACAACCCCAAGCUGUGGAAGGAGGUAGGUGGCAGCGAGGACCCGCAACAGCAGUGCAGGAGCCGCCAGAUGAUCCUAGACGUAGCUGACUACAUAAUACCCGGCCACGGGCCCAUGUUCAAGGUUACCGAGGAGAUGCGAGAGAAGCAUGCAAGCCUCUUGGAGUCUCACGGCAUCGAGGACGGCAAUUGACGCCGCACCUAAUCUAGGAAGUUGUGUUGUUAAGCCCAUGUUCAGCUUUAGUUAAUAAUUAUUAUUGACACUGUCUGUGAUGAUGAAUGUAAAGUGGCAGGCAUCAACUUGUUCAUGUCACGACAGAAUAUGUAUGCCCCUCUUUCCUGUGAGUGAUUUCUAUGUCCAGGCUGACUGCAGAAUGCACUCUUACAGCAGUAUUAUUAGAAUAGUUUUGCAACAAAGUAUGACAGAUUUGUACACCUGACUGUAUACAUGUUAUAAAGAUCAAAUUGAGAACCCUACAAGGGAAACCAAUGGCACUCUCCAGGGUUUUUUAAAUACUUCGGUAAAAUGUAAAACAGGUGAGAAAACUAGUUCCUGAACAACUAGCCCAUGCAUUGACCUGCCCACUUGCAUAUCGCCCCAAUUGCAGCAACGAAGUGUGUGUUGAAUUUAUAAACUAAGAUAACCAAGUACGGUAUACCUCAUUUUACAAACGUUUGUCUGCUUUAUAGUUUGCCUUUAACAAGGGCUUUGCAUGCACUGUAAUUCUAUUUUGUUUUGCAUGCGAAUGCCUGUUCUUUUCUGAGAUUUUGGUGUUGUGGUUAUUACUUUAAGUUGAAGUGUAAAAGAGUACCCCAGAAUGACCUGAAUGUUUUUCUCACACAAUGAUGCCCUAUAGUUCUUUUAUGCAGCAGUAUCCACCUGUGGAUUAAGACAUUUUGCGUCAACCUGACAAGGAUUGUAGCUUCAUAUAAAAUUGUUUCCUUGCCAAAAGUGAAUGUAACACUCUUCUGCCUGGCACACCCUACAAAUUCAUUUUUGUUUUUCGAAGAAGGCAAAAUUUUAGCCCAGAACAAUCCACCACACUGUUGACUAAUGACUUUAUUAGAAAUUCUGCACUGAACCAGGCAUAACUUUAUGUUAAACCUUUAGCACUAAAUGAAGACAAGGAUAAAAAGGAGACAACACGAGCACGAAAUUUCAAGGUGUGUGCAUACCUACUCGCUCUGUAUACUCUCUUGAGCAUAAUUUCAUCAACAAGCUAAGAAUUCAAUUUCAUGCGUCUUAGUCUUAUUAAUUUAGGUCAAGUGACUAAACAUCGGCAGCUUGUUGUUAAAGUAGCACGCCCUGUAACGUGAUCAAGUCCACACUAGGUGUUCCUUUUAAGCCAGAUAAGGAGAGCGCGCACCUUUCGGCUUAUUCCAGUUUAGUCUAGGCUUCUCGCGCAUCUUUCCUCUUCAUUUUUAUGGCAUGUAACAUUAAGUAGCUAGUGAUGCAUCGAGCAUUCGCCUUUAGCUUGGGUUUCUACGAAAAGCAGCCCGUGGGAGCAAGAAAUUUUAUAAAUAACUGUUGUACAGUUUUUUGAGUUUCGUUGUUUGAGUUUUUGUUUCGCUAUUCAAAUACACAGGACUGUGCCAGGAUUAACAGAACUGUUUGAAUUAUCUGUGAAUUCAAAUUAAGACAAUUCAAAUUAUUGGGGUAUCACUGUAUAUAGUAUCAGUGCUGUGGUAACAUCCUCUGCCGCUAGACGUUGCUACCACCUCAUCAGUGAUGUGAUUUCUUUGUUUGUGUUCUGAUAAGGCAUAGGAAUAAAAUCCAAAAAAUUCCAGCUGACUACCAUCGUGUUAAUGUGCUUGGAGUAUGCAAAUGAAAAUGGUUAGCUUGGAGUUGCGAAAAUAACAGGCAGUCUUUUGAAUAAAACUGUAGGCUUCUGUCUAUGAGUACAGGAAUAAUCUUAGCUCAGAUGUUGAGGAAUGACAGGCAUUGCCUAGCAUCUAGCAAGUUCUGUUUAUUAUAUUAAAAAGAAAGAUUGUUGUCACAAAGAUAUGAACCCAACAAUAAUCAAAAAAGCAGGUGUAAGAAAGCAAUUUCAUGCACCCUCCUCUGCUCAUUGUGAUAAAUAAAUGAAAAUCGUCGCACAUUUUAAAGCGUACCUAUAAGAUAUUGCAAGCAAUAAGUGAACAAUUCUGCUCGACGCUAUAGUGAACUUACACAGGAGGUCUUAUGCUCACAAUAUAGUUGACAUUGCAUUUGAAAAAUGUUUGUGUUUGCAAGGUUUUCGUGAUGCAUGUACUGAUAUUGCAAAAGCAAACUUUUGCUCGGAGGCUGCUUUAUACCUACACUGUUUGAAACUAGGCUUUUUAUGCAGUCCAAAAUUUCGUUACGAUUGGAAUGGCUUUGCAUUUGAUAUUCUUUGAUGUUGCUACUGAGUGUAGUGCACCUGUGUAUGCAUGCUGUCUUUUAAAAGCAUGACGAAAUGUCGACACAGUGGGCUUUGGGACAUUACAAGUUUUGCUUGCUGUUAUUGUAUAAUCUGCAGUAUGUUUACUGAGGAAGCAUCUGCUACAACCCCCCUCCCCCCCUCUUGCUUUUUCAUACAAUUGGUCUAUGGUAGUCUGUGCUUGUGAUAAAUCAAGUUCUUGGUGCCAAGAAUAAGCAAAUUUAAGCCAAAAACAUUCUACUCACAGAAGAGCAAGCUGCUGACAUUUCACUCAGUCUUUCAGUUACUGUGUGUUAUAAAUGAAUGUAGUUAAUGCUAAAAUGGGAAUACCAUAUUGCUCUUCUUGUGUGUGUGUCCAUAGGCAUGAUUAGAAUGCAACCACUCAAGUUAACAGUUACUGCAAUUACAACCUGUUUUCCUUUGCCCAUAAAGUGCAUCAGUCUUGGUUCACGGUGAACUAAAGAGUUUGAUAGCCUGUCUUAUAUUGUCUGUGAAUACUUGAUUUCAUGCCUUGAGAUGUUAAUCAGAUGGUUGGUCUUUUAUCAGGGAAAGUGAAGCUGCUGGUUUGACACAAACCUAAAGCAAAAUCUGUUGCAAGUUUAGUUGUGUAUCUAGUGAUAGUGUGUGGCUUCGCCAUGUUGUGGCCAUGCUUUAGAGCAGAUUUGCGGCUUAAAUGUGGCGAACAUUUUCUUGAGCCUGUGUUUAAAGUUAGUGUGUAUACUGCAUAAAGAUUAUCUUUAAUGUGCAUAACUUGGUAUUUAACACAUACUAUAUCCUGGAGGACUCAUGGCUCACUAUGGCCAAUAACUCACUUCAAGCUGGAAGUGAUUGCCUUUUUUUGCUAGCAGGCUACUAGAUCUCAUUUCAGAUCUCAUCACUUCAGGUCCCCUUCUCACCUUCUCUAUUAGAAGGUGCCUUAUGUGGUUUUGUCAGAUGAAUGAGAAGUGCCUGGUUAGAGUUUCACUUCUCUACAUUCUGUACAUUUUAUUUCUUAUAGUUUUUCUUUUGUGGCAGUUUAUUAAGGAACAUUUAUACUAAUUGUGCACUAGCCUCUCUGUGCUGUUUGCACUCAAUGCCUUAGGCCUACUUUCACGCUUUGUGGUAAUGUUCAUUAACGCAUCACACAAGGAUUUCUCUUGUUCCGUUGUUUUGUAUGAAAAUGUAAGAGGUUGUUGCAGAACUCUAUUCCUCCUGUUUUUGGAUAUCUGUACUCUGUUUCACAUGUAAUAGGCAAUGCUAUGAAGGCUGGAGAUAGAUAUUUAUUAUGAUUUAUUUAUGUGGUACCCACAGGGUUUAUGCAGGCAUUACAGUUGGGGGAUAGACAGAUUUAUUUUGUGUUGCAGCACCAGUGCUUGAUUGUUCAGUACAGAGCUGCUUUUGCUUUGUCAUGUAUAUCCUUCUAACGGCAGGGAAACACUGCAAGCGUAAUUUGGCUGCGCUAGCCUGAAGGAGCACUAGCCUUGAAUGCAUAUCCAUAGUGGCCACUUCAGUUAGCGUUUAGGAGAUUUGGCAUGACAUUAAAGAGAAAAACCAAGUGUGUCUAAACAGAUGGUGUUCUUUCGCAACUCCAUUUUUGUUCAUUUCCUUCACGGUAGGAGAUUGAUUACUGGAAGAAAAAAGAAAUUAGCAUCUAACUUCCAUUUUUUCCUUAUUUUACACUGAAACGUCAGCACUGGUACAUUAGUGUCAUGUCAUAAAUUUAAAAGUAUUUUUUCGUAUUAGAGCCGUUGUGGUCUGAUUCAUGCAUCACAAAUAAAUAAAUCAAAAUAAACAGUGUCGUGCAGUAAAAUUUGUCUAAACUUGCAAAGUUCAAUUCUUGGCUCCUGUAAAAUACAGUGUAGUCCAUUUUUUACUGGUAAGCAAUUAGCUGGGCUUGAGCUGCCAACUUUAAAAUCCGUAGUUACGGUGUGCUGGCGCAAAAACUUCAAGGCAAUGUUGUCACCAGUCUUUUGCUUAUCUGGCUUACCAAUCCUCCUCUCGCGAUAAGAGUUGCUUCUUUUGUACUCUAGAAGGGUAGCUUGCUAAUACAGAUCAGCCUAUGUUUCUCUUUGGUGUUUUUAUAACAUGUAAAAAUCACUGUCAGCUGGUUUAUGUUUAUUGCAGGAUAAAGCUCUCUCACAGAGUGCUCCAAUUCCUUUUUUUUUCUGAGCCAGCCAAACCCAACCCUCUAAAUUUGCUAGUCUUUUCACUUCAUCUAAUCCUUUGUCAACUGUAUUUUCUCUCCUUUGCCACUCAUUCUGUUAUCCUUGUAUCUGCUCUACACAGUACAUGUCCUGGCUAGUUUUUAUUUUUAAUCUCAUUAGAACAUAGUAAUGUAAUUUGCUCUGUAACUCAUACUGUUAUAUUGCUAUCUCUUAGUGUUAUGUCAGUUGUUGUGCCGUUGUUGUUCAUCACUCCUUGUGCACUUCUGAGCUUCCUGGUUAUGAAUUCGGGAUCCUACAUCGUACUCUCUCCAGCCAGCAAGGCCUCUGUAGCAGAACACAUGACCAUUACCCAGUACAGUGUAUGCCUUACCACUCCUCCUAACCUGACUUAGCCCUAUGACAUCCCAAGCAAUGCCUAGAAAUGUUUCAGUCUUGAUAGGUUUGUUUCACUCUCUAGGGUUGCGUGACAUGUUUCCAAGCUCAGUUUGCAAUGGCAACUUGUCCAGGUGCGAAGAUUCUUGGAUCCCUCUGCUACGUAGCAGGUCUGACUGCCACCUUGAUCUGGGGCUCGAGCUGUGCAGCCACUCAAGUGACACGUUAAAUGUGUGGGUCAUGUUGUAAGUAGUGGCCAGUUACUCUGCCGGGUUUGCCUGUCCUGUUUGGCGAGGGGGUGUCUUUGUAGUUCAGUGGGUCUUUUGAAGUAUAACCUUACUGACCCUCCAUAGUCCUUUUGCUGGAUCUAAUACCAUGAAUCGAAGUGCGAGCAAGUCAGUGAACAAGUGGAUGACUUCGUAUUUUCUGCAUGUGGAUAUUAAAAAAGGCACUUCACGUUUAGCAGUCAGUCAGGGUUAUAAUUUUUGGUGUUAGCUUGAUAAGUACUGCACACUGCAGUGAGCCAGUGAGGUAAGCAUGGAAAGAAAUUUUCGGCAGACUUGUGAGCAGCACAGUGCCUUCCCUAAACUUGAAAAUACAGUCACGUGCAAUAUAGGCUGCAGCACGGUGCCCGUGUGUGUUCAAAAGGGCUACAAGGCAGCGCUGACAUGAAUACUUGCAGAACUAAACACCUUUACAGUUACCAGGAUUUAUUACACCAAUAUUUAGUUUAUCAAUGCUGCUGUGCAGUCUUGGGGCCCUUUAGAACACACGCACCAUGUUGGCACUUAUAUUGCACACGACUGUCCAUGUAAUUGACAAAAGGAUCAUGGCAGAACUGAGCCAAGACUCAGAUGUGCAUGAAGCGGAAUCGUAUGUUAAAUGUUUUACAUCGCCAUCUGACUUGUGGUGGGGGCCGCUUGUAUGAAUGUGUUGGGGUCUGCUUUCCACUGUCUGGUGGCUUAACUUAAGAGAGCUGAUUAGCACUUGUGGGUGAAAGUCCUUACUUAGCAAUAUGUUCCAGGCCCUGCCUUGUCUGUUUUUGUAACACCUUGGUGCUGUUCGUUCUUCAGUAGUAACAGGCGAAGUGUACACCAUGUGAUUCCUUGUGGAGUCUGAAUUUCUGGCAGUCUGUUGCAGGCACUGAAUUUUUGAGAAACUGUCACAAAUGGGCUUGUUGCAUGUGCUCACUCGCUGACCACAUUGCAGUCUACCCAACUUGUUGUAGUGCUGUUGUAAGCACUAAUUUCUCGUGUGUCUCUGCCAAGCACAUUCCCUUCUACGGGCUAGUCGAGGAUAUACUCAUGUAAUAAAAAUUGGUUGCCUCUGUGUAUAUAUGACACUGUAAUUUAUCAGAAAAUUGGGCCCCUCUGUGACACUUAUUCGUCAAGUCACAGUGACUUAGUGGGUCUAGGUGUGUAUGCAUUUUGAUAGUUCAAAUUUAGCAAAUGGCUCUUGUGCUUGCUGUUAUUGCAAGUACAGCACUGCAUUUUACCUUAGCUAGAGGAAGAUUGCUUUAAGCAUCCUUUUUGGGGCUUGUGAAAUGCUUGUUUAUAUAGUGCAUUCUACAAAGGAUUUUUCAGGAUUGUACCAAGAUAUUUGCAAGUAUUUUUGCAUUUUUCUAGCAUUUUGUAAGUGCGUUUUGCAAGAAAAGAAAGAAUACGCAAGACAUGCUCACUGAAAUGAUGGUGCGUCUGAUCUUUGAGUCAUUAUUUGUGAACCAUUGUAACUACAAUUGUGUACUCUGAAUAAAAAUAUAUUAAUUGUCGGCAA